This is a messenger RNA of Mercenaria mercenaria, 1997 nucleotides long. RefSeq lists its product as uncharacterized. The transcript is spliced from 10 exons. The coding region runs from base 62 to 1012 and encodes 316 amino acids. Lineage: Eukaryota; Metazoa; Mollusca; Bivalvia; Venerida; Veneridae. The record is from RefSeq and is a predicted model, not a curated record.
UUAUUUACAUAAAAGCGUUUAAACACAUAUGUUAUAGUUAUUAUUGACUUUGUAAAAAAAGAUGGAUAAUUCAAUAUACAUUACAAUAAUAUUUGGAAUAGUGCUGCAUGUAACUGUAGAUGGAUGUCUUCUGCCUUUAAGCAGUGGAACCUGGAUAUCAAGCACACGCGGUACAUGGACAGUGUCGGAUAAUGGAACGCACUCAACCAUAGCAAACUUCGAGGCUGACCUAACCGGGGCAUCAACCACAGCCACGCUUGAAUGUAAAAGUAGUUCAGGAACACAAUAUAUCCUUGGAGCAACAUUUGAGAUUUUCUUUACUGUAUUUGUUGAUGUGUAUAUAUGUAUUGACAUACGUACCACGUCUGUGUCUCCUAACAGUUACGUCUACUAUAUUGUCACACCAACUGAUGCUAGUACGGGUGAGCAGUUUACAAGUGAUAUAAGUAGUGCAUGUACAAAUUCCAACUACGAAACGGCUGUCAAUACACACGUGAUACUCAGAAGUGGUUCGGAGACAUCUGCUGCAGUUAACUAUCCCGAUGUUAUACUAGGAAAAUACACCGUUGAUUACUACGACAUUGACGGCAACUCCAUAAUGGGAUCAGAUAUGAACUCUUGCAAUAACUCAACUCUUAUGGAAUUCAAUAACGUGGACUCGAACACAAAACUAGCUUUCACAAGUGGUAAUGUUCUACAGGCCGUACAUUCUUUGACGUCAGGAUCAAGUGUUUACGUACACACAUACAACCGCGACACAAAUGUUACAAAUCCCACAACCUACAACAUCGCUUGCUGGGUUAUAGUUAAUUCUGGUAGUCCAGUGACAGCAACUGUUUACCCCAAUGAGUGCAUUCAAGGUCAAACUUCAACUUCUGCUGCUUACGGGGGACAAAAGUUUGUUUUUACCCUUCGUUAUAGCUGUCGUAAGUAUUGUAAAAUCAUUCCUUUUCUAAUGGUUGCCUGGAACGAUCUAACAAUACUUUCAGCAUUGUACAUAACAUUUAAUUGAACGCUGGUAGUAGUUAUAAAUGUGAUAAAAUCAGAUUUCUGGACCUUGUCCGAUAUCAUUAUUUUUAAAAUCAUACCAUCUAAAUAUGCAAAGAUUAAACUUUCUUAUUUUUCCAUUGUAAUCUCCCUUUUAAAAAUUUAACUUAUGGACUCUUAAAUAUCACAGAAAUAAAUCAAUCAUUUAAAAACUGUUCAGUAGAAUUAAACAAUCUCUCAAAUAGGCGGCAAUUCAAGUAAAGUAUAUUAGAGAUACAAAAGAGGUGUACAAUGUCCCAUGAGUUCUGUGAUAUAACGGUAUUAUAUGUUUGUAUAACUCAUUGGUUUAUAUGUAUCUAGCCUUGAACGAGACCCCAACCGGGACGUCAGGACUCGCUGGUUGGCAGAUAGCCCUCAUUGUGCUUGGCAUCCUCGCUUUCAUCUUUAUUGUCAUCAUUUUCAUACUGUAUAAUAUACAUGAGAAAACAAAGGCACGUCAAGGACAGUGACCCAGAGAAAAACACACUAAAAGGUAGAAUCUGGUGUAUUGGAACUUGAAUAUUAUCAUCACCAGAGUUUUUUACAAAUGUAUGUUGAAAAUAGUUUUAAGUUAAUAUAGUGUUCAAUAUAGAAUGAUAUUAAAUUGUGUUUGUGACAGAUAGUGAUGAUAAAUAUUCUGUGGAAAAUGACAUAUAAUAAUGUCAUAUUAUGUUGUGUUUUAUUAUAACAUAUUCUUGACAUAUUAUAAGAACAGAAAGUGUAGGAAUAUGAUGUAGUUAUGUGAUGAUAUGUGAUUGUAGUCAUGACAUUCAUACAUGUACUUGCAAUAACUUAUUAUAUGAACUUUAUUAGGUGUUGAUAUACACACUUUGUUUAUUGUGCUUAAUAAGUUUUAUUUGUCAGAUCAAAUUUUAGGAAUUAUGAUAUUGAUUUACAUUAUAUAGUAUUGAACUGGUAACUCGUCUUACUUAGAGAUUUGAUAUCAUAAUUUAUAAAAGAAAAGUUUUAAA